UGUUAAAAAUGCUUUUAAUAUUUCAGAAAUAUGUUCUGCGUAUGAACCAGAUUAUUUAAAUUACGCCAAUAUGUACGCAGACUGGAGCUCUCUCACAAUUCAGCUUCAGUCCCUUGGAUCUGCUACGCAAUCGGUUCUUUCGAAACUUCCCCAAGAUGAUGGAAAACAGGUUGUUGCUGCUGUUGUUAAAACUGUUGCCUCCCAUCUGGGAAUAACGGUUCCCUCUGAUGCAAAACCCUCCACACUAAAUACUGAACAGGAAGUGAACUGGUGCAUGGAGGUCAUCUGUCAUGGCCUCUGCCUGCCUCUAACUGAACAUGAGGUCAUCCGCGACAGUGUUAAUAUCUACUGUGAAUGGCUCUCUGCUCUACUCCCCAACCCUAAAGUCUGUGUUCCGAAACCAGUUCAAGAAGACCCAAACUUUUAUGCUCAGAAGAUAAUCACACAGUUAAACCAUCUGUUUAUUCCUAGGAAAGGAGAAGAAGAGCACUUACUCAACACAAUAGCUGACAAAAAUGCAAAGGGUCGAAAUACAGCCCAGGAUACGAUUCAUAGACAAGCUGUAGUCUGUCAUAGAGUACUCAGAAGAGUUCAAGAGCUAGCUCAUCAAUCCCAGAUAAUGGAGCGGGGUACUUGGGAUGCUCUUCUCUCCUUCCUUCUAGCAAUCAACGAUGCACUUCUUUCUCCCCCUGCUGUCAAAGAUGAUAUUGGCGAUCAGCUGUGUGAACGUGUGCUGGGCGUAUUAUUUGAGAUUUGGUUAAUCGCCUGCGUUAAAUCAUUCCCUGGUCCCACCCUCUGGAAAACACUAAGGGAGAUGUGCAUGAACUGGAGACACAGAGCAGGACUUGUGACGCAAUGGAACCGUGUCAAUCUAACCUUAACGUCUCGCUUGAUCGCGUUCCUAUAUGGUCCAAGGUUCCCGGUUCUAAAUAUUCCUAAGGAAGAUAUGGAUUUGGUUCCGACUGAGAUGACCCAUGAAUGUGUAGCACAGUCCUGGUAUAGAUUCCUUAACUGUCUGGGAAACCCUGUGGAACUAUCAAAACCGGUUUCUGUCAGCGACACUCAGCAGUUCAAAGAGUACGCGCUGAAAUCCUUCGGUGUGAUAGAUCCAACCUACCACCCCUGUCUGGUCUCUCUUCCCACAAUCUUCCUCAGGGCCAUGAAGGGGGUCUCCGCUAUAGUAGAUGCAUAUCUAGGUGUGUACAAUAGCCUGCACCUGGAUCAGGAUAUCCCUGAACCUGAACCUGUCUCCGCUCUGCUUAACAAUCCUCUCAUUCCUACUCCCCCUGCAUCCCGAAAAAAUAUUAUUCUUGGAUUGGCGGCACAAGCGCAUUCUCAUAUGUCAAGUAUUCCAUCGCGCGCGCAGAAUAGAUCGCUCAAGGACUCGAUCAUAAAGACGCCGAUAAUGCGUGAGCGAAGUGACGUGGGAAAGUCUCAGAGUGUGAUUGGUCGACCUACGGCCAAAGACUCUGUGGUGGAAAAGACGGCCUUGGGCCGGGCAAUCUCUGUGGAUGGAAACGCGCUUCCGAAUCUUGAAGGAUUACCACGGGCUGGUCAGAUUAUGUCUAUGAGUAGAUCUAGCUCAGCUACAUCAGCUGCAGUAUCAACUACAUCAUCUACAAGUAUGAACGUGUCUACACAAAGCAUCGUGAAUUCAACGGCAGUAUUGGCCGCUGUAACAGGUACACUAUCUGAUCAGCAUAAUUUAACUCCCUCACCUCUCCGACCCUCCUGCAACUCUAUUCUUCAUCUAUUUGGUCUAUGGCUCUUUGAGGCGGCUUUUAUUGGAACUGAUGCUGCUAAGACUGGAGGAUCUAAAAAGGAGCAGACUGGUAGUUCUCGGCCCUCUAGUUUAUCAAAAGGAAACACAACAAUGACUUCUGAACCUGUAGACCUACCACCAGGACUAACUCCAGACAAGUUUGAGUCUGGACGAGCUGAAGCUCUGGGUGCGCUGUGUCGUGUGCUUUGCUCUAAGAGAACUGGAGAAGAGAUCCUACCCGUCUACCUUGCUAGGUUCUACCUAGCAGUACAGAACGGUCUCACAGUAGGACAUGAUAAGGUUGUAUCGGAGAGUUUGGCAAGUAUUCUCCUGAACUCCAGUAAUCUGCUGAGAAUAGAUCUGGAUGGAGUAAACGUCCUCGCUCCAAGCAUUGUCUCUGCUCUAGAGGCUGUUCUCCCAGAAAAGGAGGUAAAACUAACCGCCAGCUAUGUUAACAAAGCUGACCUGCGUCGAGCAGCGAUACAUUUACUGCAAUCCAUGCUCACUCUACCUCUUCACUUCGCUAACAUGCAGAUCAAGGAGUUAUUGCCAAUUGGAGAGAGACCAGCGGUGAACAACUUUAACCAGCUCAAACCUAGGCUGGUCAACCUUCUAAUUAACGCCCUUCAGGUCGAGGUUGAGGCCGUGAAUACACAGAUGUUGUUGGGAUGUUUGCUCAUGACAGUUCAGGAUGCCGCGGCACUAGAGGAAGCAGAGCUCAGACAGAACGACGGGUUUUCUGAUAACUCCGCUAGAAACUCGGCUGGUGUUUUUCAAGCCGCAAGUGAUUCAGUGAGCAUGAUGAGUGAUUACACGAGUAUUUCUGGAGACAGGCAUAGUCUUCAGGAGCAUAUGCUAGAUGCGUCAUACGCAGAUAAUGUCACCGAUUCUGCUCAUGCACUGUUUGUCCGAGCCACCUAUCUAGUCUGUCAUAGGUUAAUCUCGAGCUGGAAAAGUGAUUUAGCGACAAGUCUAGCAGCACUAGAACUACUCAGGGGUCUAGCCAGGAUCAAUAUUCCAGAACAAGGUCUCAUUUUAUUUGAAUCAUUCAAUAUUUACAGAAGAUUAUGUUUUUGCAAAAUUACAUCGAUGCUUAUGUUUUUUUGCCAAUCAUGGAUAUCUCUUAUAUUUAUUUAGUAAUUUAUUUACUAU
This is a messenger RNA of Eurytemora carolleeae, 2914 nucleotides long. RefSeq names its product ral GTPase-activating protein subunit beta. Gene Ontology annotation, molecular function: GTPase activator activity. Gene Ontology annotation, biological process: activation of GTPase activity. The record is from RefSeq and is a predicted model, not a curated record. Lineage: Eukaryota; Metazoa; Arthropoda; Copepoda; Calanoida; Temoridae. The transcript is spliced from 27 exons. The coding region runs from base 71 to 2899 and encodes 942 amino acids.